CCAACUUCUUCAACCAUAAACCAGAAACCACACCCACCACCUUCUGCAAUCUGCAUGCCAGUAUGCCACUAAAUUUUCUCAGCUCUUCAAUAACCAACCCCACUUUAUCAAGCUGCAAUCUUUCUACAUAUAUACAUCUACUCUGCAUUUUAUUACUAUUUUUCUUUUUCCAUUUUUUAUUUUUUAAUUAAAAAUUUUGCAUUGCUCCUUUUCUCUCUCUUCAAACUUGGCAUUUUCUGGUCUUAGAUUCGGUCUAUGAAUCUUCUUUUUUGUUGUUAAGUAAGCUGGUUUAGCUCAUACUACUCUAGAAUUUGACAUUUAAUGUAGCUUUUUUUGUUUAGUAGCUUCAUUGUGUAGAAUGAUACCAUAGUUAUUAGAGGACCCUUAUUAUUUGUUUCUUUUUCUGUGGACUUUUUUUUUUUUGGUACAAAAAUGGAUAUAUGGGACAGUUGGUGGGUUUUGCAGUUCAUGCAGAUGCUGGGUUUGCUGAGUUUCUGGAUUUCAUUACCAAAGUUGAGAACUUUAUUCUCAAAAGCUUUUGGCUUUGGCAACAAAUUCAUGAAGGGUAGCAGCAGCAAUGUCUGGAUCUUUGUUUCCAUAUCGCUUCUCUUGUUCCUUUCCUGGGUAUACUCAUUCGUGUUUCCCAGUGAUCUUUCUGUGAUUCAGCAUUAUGAUGAGAUAAUCCCCAACACUUCUCAGUCACUGAAUCACAGUGUUGAGGUUCCCAAUGUUUCUCAUUCAAUGAACCAAAGUUUUGAUUUUGAGAUGCUGAAAUCCAAAGUUGUUCCAAUGGGGAAGUGUAAUGUGUUUGAAGGAAGUUGGAUCCAUGAUAAUAGCUACCCUCUAUAUGAUGCUUCUCAAUGUCCAUUUGCUGAAAGGGGUUUCAAUUGCAUAGCUAAUGGGCGUAGGGAUAGAGGUUAUACAAAGUGGAGGUGGAAGCCUAAGAAUUGUGAUGUUCCGAGGUUCAAUGCCCGGCGAAUACUCGAACAGCUUCGAGGGAAAAGGGUAGUUUUUGUUGGUGAUUCAUUGAGUAGGACUCAAUGGGAGUCUUUGAUAUGUUUGUUAAUGACAGGAGUUGAGGAUAAGAAGAGUGUGUAUGAAAUCAAGGGCAAUAGGAUCACCAAACAGAUUAGGUUUCUUGGUGUAAGGUUUAGUACUUUCGAUUUGAGGAUCGAUUUUUAUCGAUCAGUGUUCCUUGUGAGGCCUGGUUCUGUGCCUAAGCAUUCACCCCAAAGGAUUAAGACAACAUUGAGAUUGGACAAGAUUGAUGAUAUUAGCCAUGAGUGGAUUGAUUCAGAUGUUCUAAUAUUCAAUUCAGGUCAUUGGUGGACAAGGACUAAGCUUUUUGACAUGGGUUGGUACUUUCAGGUUGGUAACUCAGUGAAGCUUGGAAUGACAAUCGAUUCUGCUUAUAACACAGCCCUUCACACCUGGGCAUCUUGGGUGGAGAAUUCAGUCAACAUGAAUAGAACAAGAGUGUUCUUCCGUACCUUCGAAUCAUCUCAUUGGAGUGGAAAGAACCACAAUGCAUGCAAAGUGAGUAGGAAUCCAUGGAAGAGAAGCAAUGGGAAGGAGCGAAGCCCUAUAUCAGAUAUGAUCAAUAGGGUUGUGAAGAACAUGAGUGUUCCAGUAACAGUUUUGCAUGUAACACCAAUGAGUUCUUAUAGGAGUGAUGGUCAUGUGGGAACUUGGAGUGACAAUCCAUCUGUUCCUGAUUGCAGCCAUUGGUGUCUCCCUGGUGUUCCUGAUAUGUGGAACGAAAUUCUCUUCUCUUAUUUGCUUCCAAAACCUCUCUAGCAAUAUUAACAUCAAACCCUCUAUCUUAGUGUGUUGUUAUUUGUUGUUUAAUUGUAAUCCCAUAUGCCUUGUCCCUUGUUAUGAAGCUCUAUAACCUCAAUUUUGACCUCCAUUACUUGGAUUAACUUAGAUAAC
Messenger RNA from Arachis stenosperma, 1932 nucleotides. RefSeq names its product protein trichome berefringence-like 7. Gene Ontology annotation, molecular function: O-acetyltransferase activity. Bases 433 to 1797 code for a protein of 454 amino acids. Gene Ontology annotation, cellular component: Golgi apparatus. The record is from RefSeq and is a predicted model, not a curated record. NCBI's taxonomy places the organism in Eukaryota, Viridiplantae, Streptophyta, Magnoliopsida, Fabales, Fabaceae. The transcript is spliced from 3 exons.